Molecule: messenger RNA, 4259 nt
Organism: Daucus carota subsp. sativus
Lineage: Eukaryota; Viridiplantae; Streptophyta; Magnoliopsida; Apiales; Apiaceae
Product: coatomer subunit alpha-1
Exons: 4
Coding region: 271-3921 (1216 amino acids)
Biological process (GO): intracellular protein transport; intra-Golgi vesicle-mediated transport; retrograde vesicle-mediated transport, Golgi to endoplasmic reticulum
Cellular component (GO): COPI vesicle coat
Molecular function (GO): structural molecule activity; protein binding
Source: RefSeq, a predicted model, not a curated record
GGCACCGAAUUGUAAUUUUGCACACAGAACUAAAUCACAGUACAAUACAAUACUAUAGAUACAAUCACAAAAUACAUACACGCGAGUAGAUCCACCGGCACUUUCAUUCUCUCUUUAAUUACCCCCUUCCGAUCUACACACCAAAUGCACCUCUCUCUCUUAUCCUACACCUCCUCUUUGCUUAUCCUGCGCUCACUUCACCGCCGGCAAACAAUCCUCGCCGCGGUGAUCUACUAAUCUCAGAUCUCAGGCGAUUGAUUAGAGGAAGCGAUGUUGACGAAAUUCGAGACGAAGAGUAAUCGAGUGAAGGGACUGAGUUUUCAUAACAAGAGGCCAUGGAUCUUAGCGAGCUUGCAUAGUGGAGUGAUUCAGCUUUGGGAUUACCGUGUGGGAACGCUGAUUGAUCGCUUUGAUGAGCACGAUGGACCUGUUCGCGGCGUCCAUUUCCAUAAUUCUCAGCCGCUUUUUGUCUCUGGAGGAGAUGAUUACAAGAUCAAGGUGUGGAAUUAUAAAUUGCAUAGGUGUCUGUUUACCCUUCUUGGACAUCUAGAUUACAUCCGUACAGUCCAAUUCCAUCAUGAGUAUCCUUGGAUCGUGAGUGCUAGCGAUGAUCAGACUAUUAGGAUCUGGAAUUGGCAGUCGCGUACUUGUAUUUCUGUGUUGACAGGACAUAACCAUUAUGUUAUGUGUGCUCUGUUUCAUCCCAAGGAGGACCUUGUAGUAUCAGCUUCUUUGGAUCAGACUGUUCGAGUUUGGGAUAUUGGUGCUCUUAGGAAGAAGACUGUUUCACCUGCUGAUGACAUCCUUAGGUUGAGUCAGAUGAAUACAGACUUUUUUGGCGGCGUUGAUGCUGUUGUUAAGUAUGUCCUGGAAGGUCAUGAUCGAGGAGUCAACUGGGCUUCAUUCCAUCCUACUCUCCCCCUCAUUGUUUCUGGAGCAGAUGAUCGUCAGGUUAAGAUCUGGAGAAUGAAUGAUACUAAGGCUUGGGAAGUUGAUACUUUAAGAGGGCACAUGAACAAUGUGUCCUGUGUUCUGUUCCAUGCAAGGCAGGAUAUUAUUGUUUCAAAUUCAGAGGAUAAGAGUAUCCGUGUGUGGGAUUCUACAAAAAGGACUGGUCUGCAAACAUUUCGUAGAGAGCAUGAUAGGUUCUGGAUUCUUGUGUCCCAUCCUGAGAUGAAUCUUCUGGCAGCAGGCCAUGAUAGUGGUGUGAUUGUUUUCAAGUUGGAGAGAGAACGUCCUGCCUUCUCUGUCAGUGGGGAUUGUCUUUACUAUGUGAAAGACCGUUUUCUGCGCUUCUAUGAGUACUCAACUCAGAAAGAAACCCAAGUUAUCCCAAUUCGUAGGCCUGGUUCGACUAGCUUGAACCAAGGACCCAAGACCCUUUCUUAUAGCCCUACUGAAAAUGCGGUUUUGGUCUGUUCAGACUUGGAAGGGGGAUCUUAUGAACUCUAUAUAAUACCCAAAGACAGUUUUGGUAGAGGCGAUACAGUUCAAGAGGCAAAAAGAGGUCUUGGGGGUUCAGCAGUAUUUGUUGCUCGUAACAGGUUUGCUGUGCUUGAGAAGACCAGUAACCAAGUGUUGGUGAAAAAUUUAAAAAAUGAAAUAAUUAAGAAGAGUCCCCUUCCUGUUCCUACUGAUGCGAUAUUUUAUGCUGGCACUGGAAACUUACUAUGCAGGGCAGAAGAUAGAGUUGUGAUUUUUGAUCUUCAACAAAGGAUUAUUUUAGGUGAUCUUCAAACUUCUUUUGUUAGGUAUGUUGUUUGGUCAAAUGACAUGGAAAAUGUGGCCUUGUUAAGCAAACAUUCUAUUGUUAUUGCUGAUAAGAAGCUUGCACAUCGGUGUACUCUUCACGAGACGAUUCGAGUUAAAAGUGGAGCUUGGGAUGACAAUGGUGUCUUCAUUUACACAACAUUGACCCACAUUAAGUAUUGCCUUCCCAAUGGGGAUAGUGGAAUUGUAAAGACCCUUGACGUCCCAGUAUACAUCACAAAAAUCUUUGGAAACACUAUAUUUUGUUUGGAUCGAGAUGGGAAGAACCGUCCUAUCAUUAUUGAUUCAACUGAAUAUGUGUUUAAACUCUCUUUGCUGCGGGAGAAAUAUAGCCAGGUUAUGACCAUGAUUAGAAAAUCAGAUCUUUGCGGACAAGCUAUGAUUGCUUAUCUUCAGCAAAAGGGUUUUCCUGAAGUUGCACUUCAUUUUGUAAAGGAUGAGCGAACUCGUUUUAAUUUGGCACUCGAAAGCGGUAACAUCCAGAUAGCAGUAGCUUCUGCUAAAGAGAUUGAUGAGAAGGAUCACUGGUACAGAUUGGGGAUAGAGGCCCUUCGUCAAGGUAAUGCAGGUAUCGUGGAAUAUGCAUAUCAGAGAACAAAGAAUUUUGAAAGACUAUCUUUCCUCUAUCUUAUAACAGGAAAUUUGGAUAAGCUUUCAAAAAUGAUGAAAAUUGCUGAGGUUAAGAAUGAUGUUAUGGGUCAAUUCCACAAUGCCUUGUACUUGGGUGAUAUCCAGGAGCGUGUUAAGAUUUUGGAGAAUGCUGGUCAUUUACCCCUUGCAUAUAUCACAGCUUCUGUCCAUGGACUUAAUGACACUGCUGAACGUCUUGCUGCUGAAUUGGGAGAUAAAGUUCCUCCUUUGCCAAAAGGGAAACAAUCAUCUCUUUUAAUGCCCCCAAGUCCUAUAGUGUGCAGUGGUGAUUGGCCAUUAUUGAUGGUCACAAAAGGGAUCUUGGAGGGUGGUCUUGACAAUUUUGGAAAGGGUGGUCAGGAUGAAGAUGAUGAUGUUGCCCCAAAUGAAGAUUGGGUUGAAGACCUGGAUCUGGUGGAUGUUGAGAACAUACAGAAUGAGGACAUUAGCAUGGUACUUGAUGAUGAAGAAACAAAUGAAGACAAUGAUGGAGGAUGGGAUCUUGAGGAUCUUGAACUACCACCUGAUCUUGACACUCCGAAAGUUAGCAAUGUGCGCUCUUCAAUAUUCAUUACUCCAUCUGCUGGCAUGCCUGUGAGCCAAAUUUGGGUUCAAAAGUCUUCUCUUGCUGCUGAGCAUGCUGCUGCUGGUAAUUUCGACACUGCAAUGCGUUUGCUAACCCGGCAACUGGGAAUAAGGAACUUUGCACCCUUAAAAUCAUUAUUUAUUGAUCUCCACACCGGCAGCCAUACUUAUUUACGUGCAUUCUCCUCGGCUCCAGUCAUCGCACUGGCAAUCGAGAGGGGCUGGAGUGAAGCAGCAAGCCCCAAUGUACGGAGCCCACCUGCACUGGUGUUCAGCUUUACACAGUUGGAAGACAAGCUCAAGGCAGGAUACAAAGCCACAACUGCAGGGAAAUUUACUGAAGGACUGAGGCUUUUCCAGGGAAUUCUUCAUACUAUUCCGCUGAUUGUUGUUGAUACUCGUAGAGAGGUGGAUGAAGUAAAGGAAUUAAUCAUCAUUGUAAAAGAAUAUGUUCUCGGUUUACAGAUAGAACUCAAGAGAAGGGAAUUGAAGGACAAUCCAGUUCGUCAGCAAGAGCUUGCAGCCUACUUCACUCAUUGUAAUCUUCAGCUGCCUCACUUGAGACUCGCUUUAUUGAAUGCCAUGACUGUUUGCUACAAGGCAAAAAAUUUAAACACAGCAGCUAAUUUUGCUAGGCGACUCCUAGAGACCAAUCCAAGUGCUGAAAACCAAGCCAAAACAGCCCGCCAAGUUUUGCAGGCUGCUGAGAGGAACAUGCAUGAUGCCUCCCAGCUGAAUUAUGACUUCAGAAAUCCAUUUGUGGUAUGUGGAGCAACAUAUGUUCCAAUAUAUCGGGGACAAAAGGAUGUAAGUUGCCCGUACUGCAGCUCACGCUUUGUGCCAUCCCAGGAAGGGCAGAUUUGUACUGUUUGUGACCUAGCUGUUGUUGGUUCUGAUGCUUCUGGUUUACUCUGCUGUCCUUCACAAGUCAGAUAAUUUGAACUGCUGAAUAGUUACUGUUUCAUUGUCAUACCAUUAAACUUGCUGUUUCUGUCCUACAGGAAUUUUAAAGACCGGCUUGAGUUUAAGUUAGUAUGUGUUUUUAAAUUUAAUAUUUGUUUUGAGUUCAGCUUUUUAAUAUUUCUUCCUUCUCCCUCCCAUUCUUAGCUUUGGCAUUACAACUUUUAAUGUAAUAAACUAUGUAAGAAUUUUGUCAUGAGCGAUUCAUGUGAUUCGAGUCUCUAGUGGAUCCAGGUCAAGUUGAGACUUGUCACUGACACUGGAUCCUCCGACGAUGUAAUACUCAUAUGUUAUAGCAACUUUGAUUUUUUCAA